This is a messenger RNA of Oikopleura dioica, 285 nucleotides long. The record is from the annotation of a GenBank genome assembly. NCBI's taxonomy places the organism in Eukaryota, Metazoa, Chordata, Appendicularia, Copelata, Oikopleuridae.
AUGCAGAACGCGGAAAAUCAGGAUGGUCACCAGACAGCGCCGAUGUCAUCAGACGAAUCUGACGCGCCAAAGACGUCGCUUCGACGACUGACAAAAAUCAUCCAGAAUCAGGACGAGAAUGAAAAGCUCAAUCCCUUUGGACUUGCUUUGGCUGCAUUUAUCCUCGGUUGUUGCCUUAUUUGUCCAAUGAAUACAGGAAGCAAUGACGUAGACUUGCUUGCUCAAUUUCUCAAAGCCGAUUCAGACAAAUCCUCCACCGUCGUGAUGUACUUUGCCACGGGUUAA